This is a messenger RNA of Vitis riparia (riverbank grape), 2697 nucleotides long. RefSeq names its product pentatricopeptide repeat-containing protein At4g22760. The coding region runs from base 17 to 1759 and encodes 580 amino acids. The record is from RefSeq and is a predicted model, not a curated record. Gene Ontology annotation, biological process: RNA modification. The transcript has 2 exons. Gene Ontology annotation, molecular function: RNA binding; protein binding. Lineage: Eukaryota; Viridiplantae; Streptophyta; Magnoliopsida; Vitales; Vitaceae.
CCCUCAUGAUUCAUGAAUGGAACCCAGAUGCUUAUUUUCCAAACUGAGCACAAUCUCUUUAUCAGUGAAGCAAGCAAAGCAAGUUCACGCACUAAUACUGAUCCAUGGUCUGAGCCAUCUGGAGCCAAUCUUGGCCCGCCAAAUCCUCCUUUCUGCCUCAAACUACUCUGCAACUGUCGCUCAAUAUGUCCAUUCUGUCCUCCACCAUUCCAAGUCUCCAGACUCCUUCUCAUGGGCUUGCGCAAUUCGUUUCUCCACCCAGCAUGGCCAAUUCAAAGAGGCUUUUGCUCUUUAUGUUCAAAUGCAGAGGUGGGGACUGUGCCCCACCACAUUUGCUCUGUCUUCUGCUCUGAAGGCGUGUGCUAGAAUUGCGUACAGAAUGGGUGGGCUUUCCAUUCAUGGUCAGGUUCAGAAAUUCGGGUUUAGUGGUGGUGGUGAUGGGAUUUAUGUGGAGACUGCUCUGGUGGAUUUUUACUGCAAACUGGGUGAUAUGGAGAUUGCACGGAAGAUGUUUGAUGAAAUGGCUGAGAGGAAUGUGGUUUCGUGGAAUUCGAUGUUAGCUGGGUAUCUGAAGUCCGGGGAUUUAGUGGUGGCCCAGAGGGUGUUUGAUGAGAUUCCGCAGAAAGAUGUUAUUUCGUGGAAUUCGAUGAUUUCGGGAUAUGCCAGAGCAGGGGAUAUGCUAAAGGCGUCAUCGUUGUUUCAACAAAUGCCCGAGAGGAAUUUCGCUUCUUGGAAUGCGAUGAUUAGUGGGUAUGUGGAGUUUGGGGACAUAGAUUCUGCUAGAAGCUUUUUUGAUGCAAUGCCGCAGAGAAAUAAUGUUUCUUGGAUGACCAUGAUUUCUGGGUACUCAAAAUGUGGGGAUGUUGAUUCUGCAUGCGAACUAUUUGAUCAGGUCGGUGGGAAAGAUCUGCUCUUAUUUAAUGCCAUGAUAGCUUGCUAUGCUCAAAAUAGUAGACCGAAGGAGGCUCUUAAGCUAUUUAACAAUAUGCUUAAUCCAUAUGUAAAUGUUCAACCAGAUGAGAUGACUUUGGCUAGUGUUAUAUCUGCAUGUUCUCAGUUAGGAGACUUGAGAUUUGGGCCCUGGAUCGAGUCAUAUAUGAGAAGACUCGGAAUUGAAAUGGAUGGUCAUUUGGCCACUGCUUUACUUGACUUGUAUGCAAAGUGUGGAAGCAUUGAUAAGGCAUAUGAAUUGUUCCAUGGUUUGAGAAAGAAGGAUUUAGUUGCUUAUACUGCAAUGAUCUUGGGGUGUGGCAUAAAUGGUAAAGCUAUUGAUGCAAUCAAGUUGUUUGAUGAGAUGGUAGAUGCCCAGAUUUUCCCAAAUUCAAUCACCUUCACUGGGCUAUUAACCGCCUAUAACCAUGCUGGUUUGGUUGAAGAAGGCUACCGUUGCUUUACCUCCAUGAAAAAGUAUAAUCUUGUGCCUUCGGUUGAUCAUUAUGGAAUCAUGGUUGAUCUUUUUGGUAGGGCAGGAAGGCUACAAGAAGCACUUGAGCUAAUAAAGAGUAUGCCCAUGCAGCCUCAUGCUGGGGUUUGGGGAGCUUUGCUUCUUGCUUGCAGGUUGCAUAAUAAUGUUGAGUUUGGGGAGAUUGCAGCUCAGCAUUGCUUCGAAUUGGAGCCUGAUACAACUGGUUAUCGUUCUCUUCUUUCCAAUAUUUAUGCAUCUGGUGAGAGGUGGGAUGAUGUCAAGAGAUUGAGAAAGGUCACGAAGGAGAAGGGAUUUUCCAAAAUACCUGGUUGCAGUUGGAUGGAAUCUGCUUGACUCCCUUUUUUAUAAGAAAUAUGCACUCACAAAACAGUGUUUGCUCCAUUUUGGGUUUGAUAACACUUCAUACUUCUGGUUUUCAGAGGACCAAGUUUUCAUAUCCUACCCUUUGUAGUUUCAUAAACCCAGGAAAAGUACAUGACUUGGGUAGUUGGAUUAGAGUCAGAUGUAGCACCAUUGUAAUUUAUGGAAGCUAAACCUCUGGAAAGAAAUGGAAAUCUGCAAAUUUUUUGAUACCGAGGAAGGUUUUUUCCACUCAGCCAUUGUAAGAUUCUGGAUACAAUUGUUGCCGCCAUAUACCAGUUAAAGAACAUUAUUGGUGAAGGGGAUUUUCAGCAAUGAUACGUGAAAUGUUUACUGCAAGGUAAUGAAUCCCGGUACUAGAUUGGAAUCCUCUGAAACCUCCACACCACACUCCUUGCAGGCAUUUCAGUUUUGGUCCACGUCCAAGUUGAUAAGAUGAAACAGACCUUGCUAAGUUCCUUGGAAGCUAUUAUCUUAAACAUCUUGCAGAGCCCAAAGCCAGAGAUUUGGUGGAGUGGGAUUGUUCAAUUAUGGAACGUCCUUGGGAUAUGUCAAAUGGAUAAGGGAAGGUCAGGCUCCCGCUUUGAUUUAUGUGUUCAAUGUGCAUUAAAAAGAUGAAAAAGGAGUUUCAAUGGGGGCUGGAACAAUUUACUGGGGCCAUGCUCAUGAUCAAUGGGCUACAUAAAACAGGCGCAUUUGGACGGCGGCUUGGACCAUGGUUUGGUAUGGGCCCCUUUGAAUGAGUCUAUGCUUAUAUCGCAAGCAAUGAAUAUAAUCAUCUUUGUUGGAAUGUUAGAUGUAAUUUAAGUUGUUAAUUUUGCUUCAUUUAUUUUGGCGUAAGAUUUUUCUAGACUAUGUGUUUCACUAUUCAUUGAAGAUUUAAGGCUGUGUAAUCAAUUGAAUGACACAAA